CACCCCCGCCCCCGGGCUGCCAGCCGCUCCACUUUGGAGAGAAGGCGGUGUGAGGGCGCCGCCAGCACCUCGUAGAGCCCCGAGCCCGGAGUCCUCGCGCCCUCGGCUGAUCCCCUCGCCCACUCCGUCCCUCUCACCGCUUUUCUCGUUCUCCCUGCUCUCCUGCCCACCACGCCCCUCCUCAGCCCCAUCGCCCCUCGCGCCCCUGCCCCCCCUCGCCCCACCCCCAUGGCGCCCCUGCUCGGCUGCCUGCUGGCGCUGCUGGCACUGUGCCCUGCCGGACGCGCACAGACGGUGCUGACCGACGACGAGAUCGAGGAGUUCCUCGAGGGCUUCCUGUCCGAGCUGGACCCUCGGGAGGACGACGUGGAAGCCCCGCCGCCUCCUGAGCCCACCCCACGCGGCCGCAAAGCCCAGUCUGGGGGCAAGCAGGGGGCGCGGCCCGGGCCAGUGGUAGAAGCACCCCCAGAAAAGGCCAAAGACAAAGGGAAGAAAGGGAAGAAAGACAAAGUCCCCAAGGCCACAAAGCAGCCCCAGGAGGGAUCCCCCAGGCCAUCCAAGAAGCCCAAGGAGAAGCCACCCAAGGCUACCAAGAAGCCCAAAGAGAAGCCACCCAAGGCCACCAAGAAGCCCAAGGAAAGGCCUCCCAAGGCUACCAAGAAGCCCAAGGAGAAGCCACCGAAGGCCACCAAGAAGCCCCUGGCAGGGAAGAAACCCUCCACUUCAGCUCCUUCAGAAACCCUGGAAAGGCCACUGUCCCCACCCCACAGCUUUGUCCCUGAGGAGCCACCCCAGGAGGGAGUGGAAGCCCUCCCUAAUAACCAGGGGGGCCCAGGAGAGGAAACCCAUGUGGAGCCACAGGAGCCCCAGCCAGGGCUGGAAGAGGAGACUGAGGUACCCACACUGGACUACAAUGACCAGAUUGAGCGGGAGGACUACGAGGACUUUGAGUACAUCCGGCGCCAGAGGCAGCCUAGGCCCCCAUCCAGCAGAAGGAAGCCCGAGAGAGUCUGGCCAGAAGUCCCAAAGAAGAAGGCCGAGGUCCCUGAGGAGAAGAUCGAACCACCUCCGAAGUCCCUACUGCCUCCACCGCCCCCUGACUAUGGGGAUGGCUAUGUGAUCCCCAACUAUGAUGACAUGGACUAUUACUUCCGGCCACCCCCACCCCCGAAGCCUGAUGCAGAGUGGGAGACGGAUGAGGAGAAGGAGGAGCUGAAGAAACCCAAAAAGGAGAGCAGCAGCCCCAAGGGGGAGACGGAAGACAAGUGGGCCGGGGAGAAGGGCAAGGACCACAAAGGACCCCAGAAGGGCAAGGAGCCAGAGGAGGAAUGGCCUCCAACAGAGAGAGUCAAGUGCCCCCCCAUCGGGAUGGAGUCACACCGCAUUGAGGACAACCAGAUCCGCGCCUCUUCCAUGUUGCGCCAUGGCUUGGGGGCACAGCGUGGCCGGCUCAACAUGCAGGCGGGUGCCAAUGAGGACGACUACUAUGAUGGGGCGUGGUGUGCUGAGGAUGACUCAAGGACCCAGUGGAUUGAGGUGGACACUAGAAGGACCACCCGGUUCACAGGCGUCAUCACUCAGGGCCGGGAUUCCAACAUACAUGAUGACUUCGUGACCACCUUCUUUGUGGGCUUCAGCAAUGACAGCCAGACAUGGAUGAUGUACACCAAUGGCUAUGAGGAAAUGACCUUCCAUGGGAAUGUGGACAAAGACACACCCGUUCUGAGUGAACUUCCAGAGCCUGUGGUGGCUCGCUUCAUCCGUGUCUACCCACUCACCUGGAAUGGCAGCCUGUGCAUGCGCCUGGAAGUGCUAGGCUGCCCCGUGUCAUCUGUCUACAGCUACUACACCCAGAAUGAGGUGGUAGCCACUGAUGACCUGGACUUCCGGCACCACAGUUACAAGGAUAUGCGCCAGCUGAUGAAGGUGGUGAAUGAGGAGUGCCCCACCAUCACACGCACGUACAGCCUGGGCAAGAGCUCCCGGGGGCUCAAGAUAUACGCCAUGGAGAUCUCUGACAACCCUGGGGAGCACGAGCUGGGGGAACCUGAGUUCAGAUACACUGCGGGAAUCCAUGGCAAUGAGGUGCUGGGCCGAGAGCUGCUGCUCCUGCUAAUGCAGUACCUGUGUCGCGAGUACCGAGAUGGCAACCCCCGAGUGCGCAGUCUAGUACAGGACACGCGCAUCCACCUGGUGCCCUCGCUCAACCCCGACGGCUAUGAGGUGGCAGCACAAAUGGGCUCUGAGUUCGGGAACUGGGCCCUGGGUCUGUGGACUGAAGAGGGGUUUGAUAUCUUCGAGGACUUCCCAGAUCUCAACUCUGUGCUCUGGGGAGCCGAGGAGAGGAAGUGGGUCCCCCACCAGGUGCCCAACAACAAUCUGCCUAUCCCUGAACGCUACCUCUCCCCGGAAGCCACGGUAUCUACUGAGGUUCGGGCCAUCAUUGCCUGGAUGGAGAAGAACCCUUUUGUACUGGGGGCGAAUCUGAACGGUGGGGAGCGACUGGUGUCCUACCCCUAUGACAUGGCACGCACGCCAAGCCAGGAGCAGCUUCUGGCUGCGGCCAUGGCAGCUGCCCGGGGAGAGGACGAGGACGAGGCAUCUGAGGCCCAGGAGACCCCAGACCAUGCCAUCUUCCGCUGGCUGGCCAUCUCCUUUGCCUCGGCCCACCUCACCAUGACAGAACCCUACCGGGGAGGCUGCCAGGCUCAGGACUACACCAGCGGCAUGGGCAUCGUCAAUGGUGCCAAAUGGAACCCACGAUCCGGCACCAUCAAUGACUUCAGCUACUUGCACACCAACUGUCUGGAGCUGUCUAUCUACCUGGGCUGCGACAAGUUCCCACAUGAAAGCGAGCUGCCUGGCGAGUGGGAGAACAACAAAGAGGCACUGCUCACCUUCAUGGAGCAGGUACAUCGAGGCAUCAAGGGGGUGGUGACGGAUGAGCAGGGCAUUCCCAUCGCCAACGCCACCAUUUCUGUGAGUGGCAUCAACCACGGUGUGAAGACAGCGAGUGGUGGUGACUACUGGCGUAUCCUGAACCCGGGCGAGUACCGUGUGACAGCCCACGCAGAGGGCUACACGCCAAGUGCAAAGACCUGCAACGUGGACUAUGACAUUGGGGCCACCCAGUGCAACUUCAUCCUAGCACGGUCCAACUGGAAGCGCAUCCGGGAGAUCCUGGCCAUGAACGGGAAUAGGCCCAUCCUUCGCAUCGACCCAUCACGCCCUAUGAGCCCCCAGCAGCGGCGUCUGCAGCAACGGCGCCUGCAGCACCGGCUGCGGCUGCGGGAGCAAAUGAGGCUGCGGCGUCUCAACACCACUGCAAGCCCGGCUCCUGUCCCCACCCUACCCCCCAGCCCCUCCCCUACCCUGGGUACUACCCUGGACCCCUGGGGCCUUCUACCCGUCAGCACAGCCAGUUGGGAGGAGUCAGAGACAGAGACCUACACAGAGGUGGUGACCGAGUUUGGGACAGAGCUGGAGCCUGAGUUUACCUACACAGAGGUGGUGACCGAGUUUGGGACAGAGCUGGAGCCUGAGUUUGUGAUGGAGCUAGAGCCGGAGGAGGAGGAGGAGGAGGAGGAGGAGGAAGAGCAGCCAGUCAUGGGUCCCACGUUCCCCUUCAGCACGGUUGAGACCUACACAGUGAACUUCGGGGACUUCUGAGCUCAGGGCCCUGCCAGCCCUAGCCCCAGCAGCCUCCCAAGCCCACUGCCCAGUCACCUUACCCAGCAGCACCUGAGGCCCAAGAGGCACAACAGGACUCAGAGGCAGAGUGUGUGAAGCUUCUGCUCUACCUGCUGCCUCCAAGAGGGUGGCCCUACAGCAGACUGGAGCGGAUCGAGGGAGCCAAGGUCACCAAUAAAACAGCUCCUGCCACUGUC
Molecule: messenger RNA, 3887 nt
Organism: Tupaia belangeri chinensis (Chinese tree shrew)
Lineage: Eukaryota; Metazoa; Chordata; Mammalia; Scandentia; Tupaiidae
Gene: AEBP1
Product: AE binding protein 1
Exons: 22
Coding region: 229-3669 (1146 amino acids)
Biological process (GO): protein processing; regulation of DNA-templated transcription; peptide metabolic process
Molecular function (GO): DNA-binding transcription repressor activity, RNA polymerase II-specific; metallocarboxypeptidase activity; RNA polymerase II transcription regulatory region sequence-specific DNA binding
Source: RefSeq, a predicted model, not a curated record